This is a messenger RNA of Amoebophrya sp. A120, 1739 nucleotides long. NCBI's taxonomy places the organism in Eukaryota, Dinophyceae, Syndiniales, Amoebophryaceae. The record is from the annotation of a GenBank genome assembly.
GCUCAAUCACUGAUAAGUUGGAUCCUCCGCAAGGAGAGAAGAGCGAACUAGACCGCGAAGCAGAGGUUUUCUAACAUGAAGCGCAUACUUCAGCUGUUUCCCUGAUUGUAUUUAACGUUCUCUCUUUAUCACGUUCUCGCGACAACGACGUAGCGUUUUGAAAAAUGCGCUGCCAUCGUACGUACAGAGUAAGGAGUUACUUCGUGUAGGUGCACACGCAACACGGUCCUCACACGCGGCAGUGGAGCAUCGCGCCGAUUCGCUAACACUAAUCCCCCCAGGAAGAUGAACACGUUUAAAGUGAUUGGCGCGUAUUAAAUCCGUACCUUAUGCGAGCUCGCCCUGUUCCUUUCCAUCGAUGGCUAGGCUUACGAGUAGGCGACUGUGAGGGCCGUGUUGCCGCGGGAGAGUUGAGGUUGAAGCUGAUCUUGAGUAGCUGCAUAGGGUGCGACGAUCAGGAAUAAGUAAAUAAUGUUCAGCAAAAAUAGCUCCAAAGUUAGAUCUUUUCAUCACAAAAAAAGUCAAAUAAAGUCGCUGUUUAAUACAAACACUUCGCCUUUUCAGCGCCUAAUUCUUUCAUUAGCAAGCACAGCUUGUUUACUUUUGCGCAGUCGAGGUAGCAUGUCUCUCUUCCGUUUCCUAGUUUAAGCGUUUUGAAGUAAGAAUCAGUUAAGCUCUUUCUAAUCCAGCUUUCUCUCUCACUGGUUUUUCUCAGGUAAAAUCUGAUCUGGUUGUCGGUAAAGGCAAAGGCAGAUAACAACUAUCGUAGUAUCUUACUCUUAAUAUCCAGAACAUGGCGUUGCAAACCGUCCACCGAGUACCGGUCAACCGUCCCGAGGACGAGGGCGAUCUCUCGCUGCCGCCGGGUUUCACGUGGGACGCGCCGGAGGUAAAGGAGCUGCUGGCGGAGUCCAUCGAAAACAUCGCCGAUUUGGAGAGAGAGGCGUCCGAAAACAAAAACUUCUACGAAAAGGGCAACAAGGAUCUCGAAAUCAGAAUAAAGGUAAAUGCUUUUUGUGAUGAUUUUGCAGUGAUUGAGUGAAAAGAGCCUAUAGGCUACCUUUGCGGCGUAACUGUUGUAGCGGGUCCAUUUUUGAAUAUAAGACUUUUGAUAAUUUUUUGCACAGGAUGCGCAGAAGGCGACGGAAAAAAAGAGAAAAGAGGAAGAGGCGGACAUGAUGUCAAAAAUCAGCGCUGAGAAACAAGCGCUGCAAGCAGUUGAGGUAUUGUUCUCGCCUUGAGUAUGAAUUUACCAUGAGCUUUCGCAUUAUCUUCGCUAUUUUUUCUCAAAUAUUCACAUUCCAGCUCUUCACCGAAUCAUGUUUAGAUUCCCGUCUUAUUAUUUUAUUUUUCAGGGAAAAAUGCAAGGGCACAAGUCCCGACACCAACGAAAUAUGGCGAUGCUCGAGCGGAACUACAAGAUGGACUGCGAGGCCCUUGACCGAGAAACCGCAGAGGGGAAGCAAACACUGCUUGCCAAGCAGGCCGAGCUCGAGCUUGUGAAGAAAGCAAGCAGCAACGCGCAGGAUAACGUUGGCGAGAAGAUGCGAGAGGAAGAAGAAGACGAGGACAUUUGGGGAGACGACUAGUGCUCCCAUGUCUUCUCAACGACCUCCCUGUUUUUGACACGAAAGCGACAUACGAGUGUGUACUAUUGAUUCAAAAAUGUAUGAACCAAAAAUGCACGAAUAAAAGUGAUUAUCUUGUUCCACAGCGAAAAGCUUGGACUUCGACGCAAU